GAACAUGUAUAAACGGUAGCUUGCCAUUGCUCAAUUGGAUUCCGAAUAGUAACCAUGGCCCGUGCAGUAUUGUCUGCCAUCCUCCUGUGGCUUUGUCUGAUACAGUACGUCCAGGCGGGGAAGAUUCUCAUGUCUGCUGGUGUAGACAACACCCAUUACUUGUUCAGCUCCAAGAUAGGUCGUGAGUUAGUACGACGGGGUAACGAUGUCACUUUCCUUCUCAGUAGUUCCUAUAGCCACCGUUUGAACAGCAGCGACACCGAGUGGUUCAAGUUCGAAGUCUUAGACUCGCCGUACACUUACGGGGACGUACGCCAAAUGGCCCAUCAGCUUGGUUUAGAGUCUCUAAACGGUACCUAUCAAGGCAUUUCGUCCCACGUCAAGAUCCUAAUGAAUCUCAUUUUGGGCACCAAAUCCGAACCGACCGAGGAGGAGAAACGGGAGCAGUUGAAACCAACAAAACCAAUGUCCAAGUAUCUAGCUCACGAAUGCAACGCCUUCCUCGGCAACGAAGGGAUGAUGGAGAGACUUCGAAGUCUCAACUUUGACCUCAUGACCUUUGACAUUAUCAACCCCUGCAUGGCCCUCAUCGCCAAGAAGUUGUCCCUGCGGUACGCAAUCAUAACGGCGAUGCCAAUGUUGAACGGCUUCCAAGAUCGCUGGUCUGACGUGCCCUCCAACCCCGCCUACGUCCCAAUGUUCAUGAGUACAUCCGGAGAUUCCAUGACGUUCCUGCAGAGGUUCCAAAACUCCGUGGCGUUGUUCUUGACCUCGCUCAUCGCGGAUCACUUCACAUUCCGGCUGUACGAUGAGCUCCGGGUCAAGUACAACAUCCGGCCGGAUUUGACGAUGGCGGACAUCACACGUGCUGCGGAGAUAUGGCUUUUCAAUACGCAUUUUGCGAUUGAUUACGCGAGACCGAUCAUGCCUAAUACAAUUAUGGUAGGAGGAUUAUCAGCAGACGAACCUAAACCUCUGGAUAAGGAUUUGGAGGAAUUCUUCGAGGGAUCUGGAGAUGCCGGUGUCGUUGUUUUCUCAUUGGGUUCCGUGGUUGAGAUCAUGAGCGAGAGUCAGGCAGAUAUGGUCGCCAGGGCAAUGGCGCGACUUCCCCAGCGAGUACUUUGGAGAAUUCACGGUCAGCCGCCCAAGAAUAUCGGUAGUAACACCAAGGCUGUGACGUGGUUACCACAAAAUGACGUUCUAGGCCAUCCCAAAACCAAGCUGUUGAUUUACCACGGGGGCAGUAAUGGGAUGACUGAAACCAUGUUCCACGGAGUGCCUGUUGUGACCAUACCGCAGUUUGGUGACCAAAUUGACCUCGCAAUGCGCCUUAAAAGACGAGGAAUGGGAGAGAUAAUCAGUAUGGCAGACUUUACCGAGGACAUGAUCUACGAAACAGCCGUCCGCAUCUUGAACAAUGACAGUUACGCCGCCAACGCCAAACGUAUGUCGGCCAUCAUGAAACACAACGCGGCCCCACAACUCCAAGUUGCCGCCCACUGGGUAGAACACGUGAUGCUUCACGGGGGUGGCUACCUCCGAUCCAAAGCGGGUCAACUAACUACCGUCCAGUAUUACCUACUGGAUGUCAUAGCCGUCGCUGCGUCCAUCAUCGUUGCAGUGGUUAUCACUUUAGGGUGUGCAUGCAGAUUAAUGUGUCGCCGAUGUACGAAUUACGCCCAAGUGAAGAUGAAGACGCUGUGAGGCUCAUAGAAACUGCCGUGUCCGAAACGGCGAUUUCGGUUACAUCAAGUUAUGGCUAGAUCGCGCGCGUCUGCCUAUUCUUCAACACUGGCAGACGCGCUGAUCUAGCGGUAGCUGUAGCCGAAGUCAGCGUUUCAGACACGGCUGAAAGCCUCUAUCCGAAUCUUAAUGGCCAAGAAUUGCUAAACGGAGGCAUUGGGUUUGCAAGCCUUUUUGUAAAACCAUGAAGGACAGAAAUUGCUUUGAUUUUAAUAACAGUAGACGUUAUCAUGUGGUGCGCUAUUUUAAUCGUUUUGGUGGCUUUUAUGGACUGUCAGGAAUGACACUUCCCAUGCACUCGAAUCUUGCUUCCGUUGAUCCUGAUCCAAUUUGGGGUCAGUAAGGAACUCGAAUGUGGUUCAAAAUGACGUAGAAACUAGUAGAAAAUUACAGAAUGCGGAUUAAAAUCCCACAUUUUCAGUACUUUACUGGUCAUCAGCCUGAAUCGGAAAUAGGUUACGCCUCAAUGGACCUAGAAUCCUGGUCAGUUCUGAUCCGGAAAUUUUCGGAGUGCAGUUUUGUGUCUUUAGUUUUGUCGAUUCUGCGGAUUGUAUGCUACUGCCGGGAAUCAGUUAGUUAAUUCAUGGUGAUUUGCGAAUCUAGCCGUUUGUCAGAAAAUCAGAUUAGCUUAAGAUUUUUCUUUAAACUUGGUUUUUGAUUUAAAACAAUUGAUAGUUGCUGAAACCAACUUUUUAUAUUAUUUAAUUUUUGACAUUUUUACAAAGAUAUUACGGUGUUCAGGAUACGAAAAGACUAGAUCUGACCUGUUGUUUCCACGUCGUGUGGUAUUAUAAACAAAAAUGGCUUUGUGCAGUAAACAAUAAAAUGGUUUACCAAUCUA
This is a messenger RNA of Asterias rubens (European starfish), 2584 nucleotides long. Its product is annotated as UDP-glucuronosyltransferase 1-2-like. The record is from RefSeq and is a predicted model, not a curated record. Gene Ontology annotation, molecular function: UDP-glycosyltransferase activity. The transcript is spliced from 4 exons. Lineage: Eukaryota; Metazoa; Echinodermata; Asteroidea; Forcipulatida; Asteriidae. Bases 55 to 1704 code for a protein of 549 amino acids.